CCAGUGGCGGAGGAUAUAUAAGGGAGUGCGCUGCGUAUUGCUCCUGACCUGGCCUGUGCAGAGGCAGCACGGCCCGGGACAAGGAAGGAAGGAAGGAACAUGGCGUCUACCAGCCGUUUGGAUGUGCUUCCCAGAGUGACAUGUCCAAACCAUCCAGAUUCCAUUUUAGUGGAGGAUUACAGAGCUGGAGACAUGAUCUGUCCUGAAUGUGGACUAGUAGUGGGUGACCGAGUCAUAGAUGUAGGGUCAGAGUGGAGAACUUUCAGCAAUGAUAAAGCAACAAAAGACCCAUCUCGAGUUGGAGACACCCAGAAUCCUCUCUUGAGUGAUGGGGAUUUGACUACAAUGAUUGGCAAGGGCACAGGUGCAGCAAGUUUUGAUGAAUUUGGAAAUUCGAAGUACCAGAAUCGCAGGACUAUGAGCAGCUCUGAUCGAGCAAUGAUGAAUGCUUUUAGAGAAAUUACUAACAUGGCAGACAGAAUCAACCUUCCCAGAAAUAUAGUUGAUCGAACAAAUAAUUUAUUCAAGCAAGUGUAUGAGCAGAAGAGCCUGAAGGGGAGAAGUAAUGAUGCCAUUGCUUCUGCUUGUCUCUAUAUAGCCUGUAGACAAGAGGGUGUUCCUAGAACAUUUAAAGAAAUAUGUGCAGUGUCCAGGAUUUCAAAAAAAGAAAUAGGUCGGUGUUUUAAGCUUAUUUUGAAGGCUCUGGAAACCAGUGUGGAUUUGAUCACAACUGGUGAUUUUAUGUCAAGAUUUUGUUCAAAUCUGGGUCUUCCUAAACAAGUACAGAUGGCAGCGACACACAUAGCACGUAAAGCUGUGGAGUUAGACUUGGUUCCUGGGAGGAGUCCGAUCUCUGUAGCAGCUGCAGCUAUUUAUAUGGCAUCACAAGCCUCAGCAGAGAAAAGGACCCAGAAAGAAAUAGGAGAUAUUGCUGGUGUUGCUGAUGUUACAAUCCGACAAUCUUAUAGACUUAUCUAUCCACGAGCUCCAGAUCUCUUCCCAGCAGACUUCAAAUUUGACACCCCUGUGGACAAACUACCGCAGCUGUAAAAUUGUUAAAGUUACAUUUAAUUUCUUAAGAACAUUUGAUUUUUGCCUAUAAAAGUGUUGCUACUGAGCCUUCGUAUUGUGGAACUAGAGGAGGAUAUGAAAAUCAAACUGCUGGAACACAGCACACAUUCCAAGGGUAAAGAAAAUAAUUGUGUGGCAUUUUGUAUGUAUAUAUUAGUGGAAGUAAAUAUUUAAUGACUGUUGGAACAAGUUAAAUUUCAUAUUAUACUUUAGAUUUCUUUUGUAGGGAAUCUAGUAAAAUGUAUUUUGGAAAGCAAUUGAAAUUAUGUAAUUCCCAAAUAAACUUUUCCAAAACAUU
Gopherus evgoodei (Goodes thornscrub tortoise) is the source of this 1369-nucleotide messenger RNA. It is a transcript of the gene GTF2B, whose product is annotated as general transcription factor IIB. The transcript is spliced from 7 exons. NCBI's taxonomy places the organism in Eukaryota, Metazoa, Chordata, Testudines, Testudinidae. Gene Ontology annotation, molecular function: TBP-class protein binding; RNA polymerase II general transcription initiation factor activity. Gene Ontology annotation, cellular component: transcription preinitiation complex; nucleus. The record is from RefSeq and is a predicted model, not a curated record. The coding region runs from base 100 to 1050 and encodes 316 amino acids. Gene Ontology annotation, biological process: transcription initiation at RNA polymerase II promoter; transcription preinitiation complex assembly.